GGAGGUGAGCAAAACCUUGGACAGAGGGGUGGCGGUGGACGUGGUAUACUUGGACAGAGGGCUGAUGGUGGAUGUGGUAUACUUGGACAGAGGGGGGAUGGUGGAUGUGGUAUACUUGGACAGGGGGGUGGCAGUGGAUGUGGUAUACUUGGACAGAGGGGUGGCUGUGGACAUGGCAUACUUGGACAGAGGGGUGGUGGUGGAUGUGGUAUACUUGGACAGAGGGGUGGGGGUGGAUGUGGUAUACUUGGACAGAGGGGUGGCUGUGGAAGUGGUAUACUUGGACAGAGGGGUGGUGGUGGACAUGGUAUACUUGGACAGAGGGGUGGCUGUGGACAUGGUAUACUUGGACAGAGGGGUGGCUGUGGACAUGGUAUACUUGGACAGAGGGGUGGCUGUGGACAUGGUAUACUUGGACAGAGGGGUGGCUGUGGAUGGUAUACUUGGACAGAGGGGUGGCUGUGGACGUGGUAUACUUGGACAGAGGGGU
Molecule: messenger RNA, 490 nt
Organism: Staurois parvus
Lineage: Eukaryota; Metazoa; Chordata; Amphibia; Anura; Ranidae
Source: the annotation of a GenBank genome assembly